Molecule: messenger RNA, 863 nt
Organism: Brassica oleracea var. oleracea
Lineage: Eukaryota; Viridiplantae; Streptophyta; Magnoliopsida; Brassicales; Brassicaceae
Product: vesicle transport protein GOT1B-like
Exons: 8
Coding region: 211-633 (140 amino acids)
Biological process (GO): endoplasmic reticulum to Golgi vesicle-mediated transport; retrograde transport, endosome to Golgi
Source: RefSeq, a predicted model, not a curated record
AUUUUGCAUUCCGGAAACAAAGAACAAAUCAUCGAGACCCCUUUCUUCUUCUUCUUCUCUGAGCUUCCUUCCGCUAGCCAAUUCGUCUCCAGAUCGCGCAGAUCUCGUCUUCGAGGAAGCCUGCGUGCGUGCUAGAUAUUCUCCGCCUUCUAAUUCUAGAUCUUGAGAGGGCAGGGCAGGUAGAAGCAGAGCUGAUUCCUGGAACCAACCAUGAUGUCUUUCGAAAUGAAUGACCGCAAAAAAAUUGGAUUAGGGCUGACAGCUUUUGGCGUCUUUUUCUCCUUUUUGGGAGUAGUCUUUGUCUUUGAUAAGGGCUUACUUGCCAUGGGAAAUAUUCUUUUCAUCUCUGGGGUUAGUCUUACCAUUGGCCUCAAGUCUACCAUGCAGUUUUUCACCAAGCGUCAAAACUAUAAGGGAACAAUAUCUUUUGGGGCCGGCUUCUUCUUUGUAGUCAUUGGAUGGCCUAUUCUGGGAAUGAUGUUGGAGACCUAUGGCUUUUUUGUUCUCUUCAGUGGCUUCUGGCCAACCUUGGCAGUUUUCGCACAAAAGAUACCCAUUCUCGGUUGGAUCAUUCAGCAACCUUAUAUAAGAUCGUUCUUUGACAAGUACCGGGGCAAGCGUGUGCCCGUCUAGUCCCCGACCAAGUUGAGUGAUAAUUCACUGAGCUAGAGAUGCAGCAGAACAAACGAUUGAAAUAUUUUGGAAGGAGAGGUUUGUAUGCUUGUCCACAACUUCUGUAGAAACGUAAACCCGUAGGAGAAAGCAAAUAGCGUGGAGCAACUUGAAGCUUUGUACUUUUAAAAGACUAACUCAGUGACUUAAUGCUGGAUUGUAAUCGUGUUUUGGUUCAAGUUCUUUUUUAA